GAUUGAGAACCUUCACACAAAAAAUGUCUGCCCAGAGACAGAUGAGGUCCUUCAGCUCCAGUGCUGAUUGGUUCUUUUUCAAGGGACCAUCCAAUCCUACCACGCACGGAAAAUCCACAGGUUUUUGUUCUUUCUGCCAGGUACAGCAGAUCCAUCAGGUCCGAGCUGUGUUGACUACCACUACUUUUCCCUUCGUCUCAGUUAUGUCUUGGAAGAAGGCUUUGCGGAUCCCCGGGGGCCUUCGGGCAGCAACUGUGACCUUGAUGCUGGCGAUGCUGAGCACCCCAGUGGCUGAGGGCAGAGACGCUCCCGAGGAUUUCGUGUACCAGUUUAAGGGCCUGUGCUACUUCACCAACGGGACGGAGCGCGUGCGAAGUGUGACCAGACACAUUUAUAACCGAGAGGAGUACGUGCGCUUCGACAGCGACUGGGGGGAGUACCGCGCGGUGACGCCGCAGGGGCGGCCUGACGCCGAGUACUGGAACAGCCAGAAGGACGUGCUGGAGAGGACCCGGGCGGAAUUGGACACGGUGUGCAUGCACAACUACGAGGUGGCGUACCGCGGGAUCUUGCAGAGGAGAGUGGAGCCCACAGUGACCAUCUCCCCGUCCAGGACAGAGGCCCUCAACCACCACAACCUGCUGGUCUGCUCGGUGACAGAUUUCUAUCCAGGCCAGAUCAAAGUCCGGUGGUUUCGGAACAAUCAGGAGGAGACAGUCGGCGUUGUGUCCACCCCCCUCAUUAGGAACGGUGACUGGACCUUCCAGAUCUUGGUGAUGCUGGAAAUGACUCCCCAGCGUGGAGACGUCUACACCUGCCACGUGGAGCACCCCAGCCUCCAGAGCCCCAUCACCGUGGAGUGGCGGGCUCAGUCUGAGUCUGCCCAGAGCAAGAUGCUGAGUGGCAUUGGAGGCUUCGUGCUGGGGCUCAUCUUCUUUGGGCUGGGCCUUAUCAUCCGUCAGAGGAGUCAGAAAGGUGAGAAACCCCAGGGGAAAAGGGGAAGAUGGGCUGCGAUCCAGAUCCUUUGUUCAGAGAUAUCCUGUCUCUAGAUGUAGCUCUUUCCUCCUGACCCUGAGAGGAAGAAGGCUGGGCUGGAGGUGGGAGGAGACAGGACAAGAUUGGAGGAGGCAUUGGAAUCUGAUUUUACUGGUUGAAAGGCUGCCCUGUCACAGAGCUGACUGAUAGAGCUUAUUCCAGGGCGUCCUUACCGUUCAUCAUUGUCUCACUGGCUCCUUUCCAAAAGCUUCCUCCAUGAAGAGGAUCAGAGCCUCGGCCUCCUUGCCUUCUAGUGACAAUUUCCUUUGUUUCAGGGGAUUUUCAAUUAAGGUGCUUAAGGCAUUGAAGAACAUGGAUGGGAAGAGAAUAUAACUCUAAUUAAGUCACGUGUCAUUUUCCUUUGGGGUGAGAGAGUAGCUGUUAGUGUAUUGAGACCUUUCUCUGCAUAACCUCCUUUUGUAGGACCUCAAGGGCCUCCACCAGCAGGUACUAUUUCAGCCAUGAUCCAGUGAUCCGGGGAGGGCACAGGUGUAAGAGGGAAGAGCAUGAGCUGAGUGGACCUGACCACAGUGGUCUCUGUUCAUGGCCUAUUUGCUGCUAUGAGGAUCAAGACUUAGGUGAGGUUGGCCAGUUUCUGGGAAUCUCCAUAGGUUGUUUCCCAGAACCAAGCCUUAACUUUGGUAGCAUCUUCUUGUGAAAUGUGGAGCCAGAACCACAGCUUAAAUGUUAGACACUAGGAUGAUGCCCACUUUGUGCCACAUUUUGGUGGCUCCUGCCUGUAGGCAUUUUCCCGUGACUGAAAGAGGCCACUAGUGGUGGAGAUUAGGUAUCCAAUUUCCUAAAAAGACUGAACCCUUCAUAUUCCCCAGAAGAAUAACAGCUAUUUCCCUACUUCCUACACAUCUGCAUCAAGCUGAAGUUCUGUGUCCUCAUGAGCUGAUUUUACCUUUUUACAGAUCUUGGAGGAGGUGAUGUAUCUUCCUUAUCACAUCAUCACCCUGGACCUCAG
Molecule: messenger RNA, 2005 nt
Organism: Chlorocebus sabaeus (green monkey)
Lineage: Eukaryota; Metazoa; Chordata; Mammalia; Primates; Cercopithecidae
Gene: MHC-DQB1
Product: major histocompatibility complex, class II, DQ beta 1
Biological process (GO): antigen processing and presentation; immune response
Cellular component (GO): membrane; MHC class II protein complex
Source: RefSeq, a predicted model, not a curated record